CCCAUAAAGGCAGAGCGCCUGCUUCACAUGCUCACUACGGCAUCCGAGGAAGCAUGCAUGGAGCAAAGCCCACUGGCCCAGUUUUCUACGUAAGCAACGGGAGAACGUCAGGCUGAACACAGCGCUCCGCUGGCCAUCCUCCUCCUCCCACUCCUCCUCCUCUACGGUGGUAAUCCUUGCUGACACCACGCACAAAGGACUAAAUGCUGGAUGCUUCCUUCAGCAGGCAGGCUCUGUCUCUUCUUCUUCUUCUUCCAGCUCUAAUCCCGUACGGCUAACCCGUCUGGCUGUGUGUUCGGAUGUUGUUUAAAUGGGACUUGCAUCUGUAUCACAUCCCUGGAAUCCUGGCCUGCUAUUCUAAUCCUCCGCCCCCCUCCUUCAUAUCUCCUCCUCCUCCUUGAUCGGUUCAUUCAGGGAGAGCAUCACAACAAGGCUAUCACCUUAAGAGGCUUUUCUCUUUCUACAUUUCUUUUUUUUUUUUGUCGCUCUUGGAGUUGAUGGGACUACAGGUGGCUAACGUUUUCCUCUACCUGAUGGGUUUAUGUCGCUGAACAUCAGGGCUUCCUCUUCGCAUCCUGUUGUUGUCGGUUUUCUCUGCUUCACAUCUGUAUGCCAACAGUCACCCCUGAUCUGUUCCCUGAAACAACACUGGUACCGUCGGUCCCGGCGAUACCCUCUGCACGAUCCGCCUCCGCCUCUCACAAGGCCCGGAGGCGCAGCAGCGCAGGGGACUGUGCUGCCAGGCCUCGGCCUUUGCCUUCAGCCUGCAGGCCGGGCCCUAAAAGAGGCAGCAUGGAAGUGGGCAUGCGUGUGGUGCGCGGCCUUGACUGGAAGUGGGGAAACCAAGACGACGGCGAGGGGCACGUGGGCACCGUGGUGGAGAUCGGACGGCAGGGGAGCACGACAACUCCAGACAAGACAGUGGUAGUUCAGUGGGAUAGCGGCACACGAACCAACUAUCGUACGGGAUACCAGGGUGCCUACGACCUGCUGCUGUAUGACAAUGCUCAGAUUGGGGUCCGUCAUUCCAAUAUCAUCUGCGAUAGCUGCAAGAAGCAUGGAAUCAUGGGAAUGCGAUGGAAGUGCAAAGUGUGCUUCGACUACGACCUGUGCACCCAGUGUUACAUGAACAACAAACACGACCUCAGUCAUCCGUUUGAACGUUAUGAGACGGCCCAUUCUCAGCCAGUGAACCUGACGCCGAGACAGAACCUCCCGCGCAUCAUCCUCAAAGGAAUCUUCCAGGGAGUCAAAGUUGUCCGUGGACCAGACUGGGACUGGGGGAACCAGGACGGUGGGGAGGGUAAGGUUGGGAAAGUGGUGGACAUUCGUGGCUGGGACACGGAGUCCGGCCGCAGCGUGGCCAGUGUCACCUGGUCCAAUGGCACUACCAACGUCUACCGAAUGGGCCACAAAGGCAAAGUUGACCUAAAGUACGUGUCGGAUGGUCAGGGAGGCUUCUACUACAAAGAUCACCUACCUAAGCUUGGUGAGCAUGCAGAGCUCCAGCGCCAGGAAAGCGCUGACGGCCACUCAUUUCAGCAGGGAGACAAAGUCAAAUGUCUGCUGGAGGUGGACAUCUUGCGACAGAUGCAGGAAGGACAUGGUGGAUGGAACCCCAAAAUGGCAGAGUACAUCUGUCGGAUUGGGACAGUUCAUAGAAUAACCGACAGAGGAGACGUCCGGGUCCAGUACAGCAACAACAUCCGCUGGACCUUCCAUCCAGGAGCGCUCACUAAGGUGAACACCUUUGGAGUCGGGGAGUUGGUUAAAGUGUUGGAGGAGCUGGAGACUGUGAAGAGACUUCAGGCUGGCCAUGGGGAGUGGACAGACAGCAUGACUCCUGUGCUUGGCCAGGUCGGAAAGGUGUUAAAAGUAUAUGCAGAUGGCGACCUACGGGUGGCAUUCGGAGGCCAGACUUGGACGUUCAACCCAGCGUGCCUUUCAGCCCAGCCUGCAGAGGUCGAUGCAAACCUCAUGACGGCCGAGAACCCCAACGAAUCUGGAAGUACUGUCAUCUCUGUGCUGGAGAAGCUUCUGUCUCAGUCCACGGAGCAGGACAACCCCAGCAGGCUGGUGAUCGAGGCGGCCCACGGCAGUGCCAACAAAGUGCGGGAGUUGGUGCAAAAGUAUCCUGACAAGGUGGAUAUCAAGAACCAAGGCAAGACGGCUCUGCAGGUCGCCGCUCACCAAGGCCACACAGAGGUGGUGAAGGCUCUGCUGCAGGCCAACAGCUCCAUCGAGGUGAAAGAUGAAGACGGAGACACAGCAUUACACUACACUGCCUUUGGUAACCAGGCGGAGAUUGCACGGCUGCUCCUGAGCAAAGGGGCAAAUGUCAACGUACUGAACAACUCCAUGUGCACAGCGCUACACAUUGCCGUCAACAAGGGCUUCACUGACGUGGUGCGGGUGCUAACUGAACAUUCGGCUGACGUCAAUCUCCAGGAUUCGUACGGGGACACGCCGCUUCAUGACGCUAUUGCCAAGGAUUUCCGUGGCAUUAUUGAGAUCCUAGUCAUAGUGCCCAACAUUGACUUCACCCAGCAGAACCACAGAGGCUUCAACCUGCUUCACCACGCCGCCCUCAAAGGAAACAAACUGGCCACAGAAAAGAUCCUGGCUCGAGCUCGGCAGCUGGUGGACGUGAAAAAGGAAGAUGGCUUCUCUGCCCUUCACCUGGCUGCUCUCAACAACCACAGAGACGUAGCUGAGGUCCUAAUCAAGGAGGGACGUUGUGACGUCAACAUUCGCAACAACCGGAACCAGACUCCGCUACAGCUGGCCGUCACACAGGGCCACACGGACCUGGUGCAGCUGCUGGUGGACGAGGGGGCCGACGUCAACAUGGAGGAUGAGGACGGCGACACGGCCAUGCACGUGGCUCUCCUUCGCCCCCAGCUGGCUAACGUCAUGCUCGCCCCGCCAGCAGGGGGCAGCAGCACGGAGGAGGGCAGUGAGGGCUGCUCGUCCACAUCGCUCUACUGCAGGCUGAACUCCUCGGGUCUCCUGGGGAACACUGAGCUGAACGUCGCCAUGGCUAUCGCCUGUUUCCUGGCGCAGGAAGGUGCUGACAUCAGCUACGCCAACCACAAGGGAAAGAGUCCGCUGGAUCUGGUAGCAGACAGCACCAUGCUGCAGCUCAUCAAGAACUUUUCUGAGAAGCACAGGUUGCAGCGUCUCCAGGCCAUCACAUGCGGACAGGGACUGAGCAGUGCAAGCCUGCGGCGCGUCCACACUACGCCCAACACCAUGACCAACCUGGUUUUUCCCACGCCGGCAGGUCCCAGUGAAUGCCUCAUCUGUUCAGAGCUCGCUCUGCUGGUUCUCUUCUGCCCCUGCCAGCACAGCGUGGCCUGUGAAGAAUGUGCUCAUCGAAUGAAGAAAUGCAUCAAAUGCCAGGUCACAAUAACCAAGAAAAUAAGACAAGACCAAACUGAGGUGGACUGCAGCCCUGGCACAGAGAACUCUGAGCAGCACAACCUCCUGGAGCAGCUGCAGUCCCGCUACAGGCAGAUGGAGGAGCGCAUCACCUGCCCCAUCUGCAUCGACAACCACAUUAAGCUGGUCUUCCAGUGCGGACACGCCUCCUGCAUCGACUGCAGCGCCGCACUAAAGACCUGCCCCAUCUGCAGGCAGACCAUCCGGGAGCGGAUCCAGCUGUUUGUCUGAGCUCCAGACUGUCCUCCGAGGUCUGAUGACCACAUAGAGGCUGCAGGAAGGGCUGCAGAGGUGCACCACUCUUGUGCCCCUCAUCCCUGCCAGUGAUCAAACAAUCACUCAACUUUUAUAAAAGACGCUGCUCUAGAUCGCUCUGAGUCCACUGUUACAUUUUAGUAGAUUUCCAUCUCGAGCAGCGCAGGAGCAUUGCUUUAAUUUUGAUUCCUGCAGCAGGUCUGACUCUUAACUGAGCCUGAGGCAAGUUAACUUAAUGCCCCCUUUUGAAUCCUCUGGUUGGUAAAGCAGCAGCGGAAAACAAACGGUUCCUCCUUGUGUCUCCUUUUCCCAUCCAAAACUGUUGUACUUUGUCUGAUCUUUGCUGCUUUAAGUGGAUGUCUGUUACCCAUCAUCCUUUGUGGUUUUCCCGCCGCUUCUGUUUACACGUCUGCCUAGAGAUCAGUUGUUAUCCUCAGUCUCCUUAACCCGCGAAAUACAUCGCUCUCAUUUACGUCUAUCAACAGAAGGCUCUGCAGAGGGCUGGUAAAGCUAGAGGCUCGCUAUUUAGACCCCAAACCCCUCUGUCUGUAUGCACAGGGGGAAACACACUAUAAUGCAUGAGUGUAUGCAUAUUGUAAAGCUGAAAAUGACUCGUUUGCCACAGCUAAUCUGUGGUUUUGUGUUAUUCACUUUAGGGUUACGUUUGUGGUUGUCUAUAUAUGUCUGAUUACAGAAUUUUAUUUAUGUGUGAAAGUAUUUUAUUUUGUUUUCUUUGCUUAGCAAAAAAAAAAAAAAAUGUUUUUAUAUUUUAGUUCUACUGAGGUUCAAUCCAAGCCUAUGUUGGCUACUCAGGGUAUCGCAUCUUGGAAAUACUCGGAAAAUAUCCAUAAAUGUUUUAAGAGCCUUUCCCAGACUCUCAAACUAUUUCCAUUACAGCACAUUGUAUAUAAUUGUUGCUGAGAGGAAGAAAAGUAACAAUAACAAAGUAAAAUUUGUUUAAAAAAAAAAAAAAACUUGGAUACAUUGAGGAUGUAUGCACAUUUAACUAACAAUUAACAAAGCAGAUUCUGCAAAAAGAAGAUUUCUUUUUCCCUUCUAAAUGUAAAAAAGAAAAUGAAAAGCUUUGCCAAAUGAAACAAUAAUGCUAAUCUGAUUAAAUUUUUAGAUUCCAAGCACCAAAUGCUAUAUUUUCACAAAUAAAUACAGAAAUUUGUUAAGACCUGGUAUUGACAUGCAUCUUGGGCAACUCAGACUAAGCUAGGCUUUACUAAUUACAUCCAUUCAAGCUAAGCAUUAAAAUCAGUGCUUAUCAGAUCACUUCCCCACUUUUAAUUUCACAUAAACACGUACAUUAGUCAUAUCGCAGAGUGUGCUCAUCAAAGCAACAAACAACACAUCUACUGAUCCGUUCCAUUACAAAUGCAUAUUAUAACUACAUUAUUUGUUGAGGUAGAUUAAUUGAACUGGAUUUUUGUUAUUUUUGUUACAAACUCAUGAGUUUAACUGUGUAUUGUAACAGACAGUAUUGUUACAAAAAAAACUAUUUAAGAACCCCAAAAAAACCUCAAUGUCAGCGCACAGACAAUAAAGAUUUUGACUGAGAGCACAGCACUGAGUGCAGGCUAGUGGCCAUCGGCUACUUGACGCUUUUACUACCAAUAUUAUGAAACAUGGGUGUGAAAACCAGAAAAUGGUCAUCUGUGUUUUUUAUGAGUCUUUUUAUGACCUGGUGACUGCAGGAGGAUCAGUCAACUAAUAAAAAAUAUUAAGAUGGAAAUAAACUAUACAGUAUACCGCAUAAACAUUUUCAGCUUUACCCCAGAUGAUAUACAAUGAUUAACACAACCAUGGCUUGUUAUAGAGCAUUUUUAACAGAGUUAAUUAAAUCUCUUAACUGAGAAAACUGUAUCUGUAGAGUUCAGACACCAGCUUAAUCUGCCUUGGUGAAAAUAGUGCUGAUUAUUGCAACGCUAUUCAUGAAAAGUUUUUUUUUUUUGUUACUUUCACAGGAGAGUUGUCAGUUACCUCUGCUCUCUUAGUGUGAUCAGGUCCGGUCAGUGGGGGUCCUUCUAUGUCUCCCAGGAUGGAUUUCAUUCAGACUCUAUAAGCUUUUAGGUACCUCUGUGAAUUUAAGCCACUUGGACCUCACAGAUGAGCAUGCACUUUUUACUUUGGGAUCAUUAACGUCCCCGCCGGUGCACACAGCCAGUAGCACAGAUGAUGACAUUACAGUCACGAGGGCUUUGUGAUAGCAGACAGGGGGGGCGAACAGGUCGCCCGUAAGGGAGGUGCAAGGAAAUUUGUCCUCACCGGUAUUUAGGUUUGUCCCAAUGUGGUUGGAUAGUCCAGGACAGACGUUAGUGCCAAGUGUGAAAUGGUUCUAACAGACAUACAAUCUGAGCCAACAGAAAAAAAUACCCCUAUCGUUUUAAAAAGGGCCACUUUGUUCUGCUCCUUUGGAUUUGUCACUGGAUUUCCCCUUUAAAAGAGGCUCAUCAUGCGUUUUUUAUGCUAAAGUUUUUAUCAGGUGUAUUGUGCAAUGUAGAAUCAAAAACAUGACUCUGUUUCUGUCU
This is a messenger RNA of Cyprinodon variegatus (sheepshead minnow), 6230 nucleotides long. It is a transcript of the gene mib2, whose product is annotated as mindbomb E3 ubiquitin protein ligase 2. Lineage: Eukaryota; Metazoa; Chordata; Actinopteri; Cyprinodontiformes; Cyprinodontidae. The transcript has 19 exons. Gene Ontology annotation, molecular function: ubiquitin-protein transferase activity; zinc ion binding; protein binding. Gene Ontology annotation, cellular component: cytoplasm. Bases 610 to 3672 code for a protein of 1020 amino acids. The record is from RefSeq and is a predicted model, not a curated record. Gene Ontology annotation, biological process: protein ubiquitination.